Molecule: messenger RNA, 7648 nt
Organism: Chrysemys picta bellii (western painted turtle)
Lineage: Eukaryota; Metazoa; Chordata; Testudines; Emydidae
Gene: MAT1A
Product: methionine adenosyltransferase 1A
Biological process (GO): S-adenosylmethionine biosynthetic process
Cellular component (GO): cytosol
Molecular function (GO): methionine adenosyltransferase activity; ATP binding
Source: RefSeq, a predicted model, not a curated record
ACACACACACACACACACACACACGCACACACACACACACACACACACACACACACUGACUACACUUACUUCACAUGCUCAAUUCAAGUUUUUGUGGAAAGUAGUAAUUGACAGAAGUGUUAGCCCUGCUGAUAAAGAAGUUUAGUCCUUCCACUCAGAAAGGGAAAGGCACUAAAGACAGAGCUCUUGAACUACUAUUGUGAUCAACCCAUCAGGAAAAGUGUCAAAAUCAUGAAUGGACCAGUGGAUGGCUUAUGUGACCACACUGUAAAUGAUGAAGGUGCUUUCAUGUUCACAUCAGAGUCUGUGGGAGAAGGGCAUCCAGGUCAAAUCCUCGGCUGAUGCAAACAGGUGUAUCUCUGUUGACUUCAAUGGAGCUAUGCCAGUUUACAGUGUUUGGUGAUCUUUCCCAAUUGUCAGUGGCUGAUGUAACAAGACCAAGAAACAAAGACACACAACUGAAGGAUAAGAUCUGUGAUCAGAUCAGUGAUGCUGUGCUAGAUGCCCAUCUUCAACAAGAUCCAGAUGCCAAGGUUGCUUGUGAGACAGUGUGUAAAACAGGGAUGGUGCUGCUCUGUGGGGAGAUCACAUCCCUCGCCGUUGUCGACUAUCAGCGAGUAGUUCGAGACACAAUUAAGCAAAUCGGCUACGAUGAUUCAGCUAAAGGCUUCGACUACAAGACUUGCAAUGUUCUGGUGGCACUGGAACAACAGUCGCCUGAUAUUGCUCAAGGUGUUCAUCUGUACAGGAAUGAAGAGGAUGUUGGUGCUGGUGACCAGGGGUUGAUGUUUGGCUAUGCAACAGAUGAGACAGAAGAAUGUAUGCCUCUCACUAUUGUCCUCGCUCACAAAUUGAACAGCAAGUUAGCAGAGCUGAGACACAGUGGUGAUCUCCCUUGGCUUAGACCCGACUCUAAGACACAGGUCACUGUUCAGUAUACCCAGAAAAAUGGAGCCGUCAUCCCAGUCCGUGUUCACACCAUUGUGAUAUCUGUGCAGCAUGAUGAAACCAUCUCGCUGGAGUACAUGCGCAAAACCCUGAGAGACUGUGUGAUUAAACCUGUCGUUCCUGCCAAAUACUUGGAUGAGAAAACAAUUUACCACCUUCAGCCCAGUGGGCGUUUUGUCAUUGGGGGGCCACAGGGUGAUGCUGGCGUUACUGGUCGAAAGAUCAUUGUGGACACUUACGGAGGAUGGGGAGCCCAUGGAGGUGGUGCCUUUUCAGGCAAAGAUUAUACAAAGGUGGACCGGUCAGCAGCAUAUGCAGCCCGCUGGGUGGCCAAGUCUUUGGUGAAAGCCGGGCUGUGUCAUCGUGUUCUGGUUCAAGUUUCUUAUGCCAUUGGAGUGGCUCAACCUCUCUCCAUUUCACUGUUCACUUAUGGAACUUCCCAGAAAACAGAGAAAGAGCUACUGGACAUUGUGCACAAGAACUUUGAUCUUCGACCUGGAGUCAUUGUCAGGGAUUUGGAUUUAAAGAAGCCAAUUUAUCAGAAGACUGCCUGUUAUGGUCACUUUGGAAGAAAUGAAUUUUCAUGGGAGGUGCCUAAGAAACUUGUGUUUCAACAAUAAUGGGUCCAUCCGCAAAGCAGAAGUGAAGAAGAUUCUACUAGUCAAUAAGAUGUUGGCAGAAAUCAGCACUGACUACUCUUUAUCCAGCUCAAGGAAUUUCAGAUUUUAAAUGGACAGGAUAUUCUCAUGGGAAUUAAUUCUUACUCUCAAUCUUAUCCUAUUUCAUUGUCAAAAACACUAAAGGCAGAGUCUUUUUAUCAUCACAAGAAGACAAAAUACAGUUUAUUUUACUGCUGCUAUGUUGGUUCCACGGACAAAGGCAAAAUCUGACUAGGACAUACAAACCAACGUUUGGGCCUUAACUCUGUUACAGUGUGAUCUUACAUUCAAAAGAAAAGGUAUCCCUCAUCAUUCUAGCUAAGGAGCAGUAGGUUUCUUCACCCUGACUGGACACUAGGAAAUCUGCAGGGGACAGUUUUCUUAUAGGAGCUGGUAUUGCAUACACCUAUGGGGAAUUUUGCUUGGAGGGGAUUCGUUAUCGUGUAACUGCAACAUAGCUGCUCCUUUAAAGGAUGUUGUUAGGUGCUUAGACCUCCUUCACUAGUUAUCUCUGCUUACCACAGUGUUCCAAUCAGCUGUGAUUUGGUGACUCAAACUUUUUCUUUUAGCUACUAUGUACUUAUAAGUGCUGCUUUUCUGUGUGUUUACAUAUUAGCACAUCAAAUUUUGGAGUCAGUGGCUCAUCGCAAUGUAUGGCACAUUAGAGCUCCAUUGACGUCCCUUGGAUUGUGCUAAUAUGAACACUGCCUAGUAGCGACAGUGCUUUUAAACACUGUAGAGCAGAGUGCUGUUAGUACCCUAUUUUAAUAGAUUUUUAAAGGCCUGGUGUCAAGGUAUCAUCCACAACUUGUGGAGUUGUUUUUCUCCCACUGGUGUUUAUAACAACAGCCCUUUGGGAGAAUGACACUGAAAUCUGUUUCUUUGUUGAAAUGUGCCGUCUGUUAUUUUUAUGCACACACUGGUUUGCUUUGGAGCAUUGCUUACUAGUGGUAGGCUCAAAGCUUUGAUUUUUGAUGUUGACCACUAUAUGGGGACAAAAUAUGCAUACAAAAAUAACCAGAACACAUUGGAAAUAAAAGGUCCUUAUGUUAAAAUUUGGAUCUACCAAAUUUGACAGCAUCUUUAACUGAAAGUCAAUGAUUGAGUAAUCCUGUAGAUGGCAGUACUACCCACCCUAGGUUUAUAUGUCUAACAUCUGUAGAAAACACUUGGCUCUAGGCAAUGUUCCAGAAUAGCUUGAGUUGUGUACAUGGUACUGCCAAAGUUAAAAGUAACCAAUUGCUUUUUACUUUUGCAGUUCUACUUACAAAUUGUAGAUGGGGGAUCUCUGUGAUCCAGGCAAUAGCUGGUUGAGGGAGAGCGUGUCGUUUGUGUACCCACAUACUGUGUUGUCUUAAAGUGUGAGUGAAAGGAAAUGGGAUUAGUCCAUUUCUGCAAAGAACUUCAGGCCAGUCUUGGUUAUAUUGGAGACAUGGGUAGGUUUUCUCAUUGACUUCAAUGAAACCGGGCUCUGGGCUUCUGUCACCAUUUCAUGUUGAUGUAGUAGGUACCAAGAGUGAAAUUAAUGCUGCUGCAGGGGUUGACUGAAAAUGCCACUCAAAGUUCACAUAAGGGUUAAGGUGGCCCUUGUAUGGAAUUUCUGCAUUGGAGAAAUUUUGCUCCAGGAGAAUGCAAUUUCUUUGCAUACUGUCUCCUGACUUGUUCUGAAAAUGGGAGCAGUUGGAAUAAUGUAAUGCCUGACUCAUUGCUGUGUGUUUAAGUUUGGUGAUCAUUAAAAUAAAGAACUAAUAGCACUGGCUAACAGUAGGUAUGAUUUAGCCAGGUAUUGUGCAAACUUCUCCCCUUUCAGUGCAUCUCAAAUUCAAUGUGCCUCCUUCCUAUUCAAGGAACAAGCCUCUCCUCUUCAGCCUCUGUGCUAGACUGUGCAAUGUGUACCAGCUAGAAUGAAAAACAAAAAAACCCACCAAAAACUAUUUGUUUCUCUGUGUGUGGCUUGGAACCCAUAUUGCCAGAAAAAAGAAAUUGGAACAUUAAUCCGUGUCCUCUAGCCACACAAAUGCUUGCCCUUUGGUAGGAAAAUAUCAAAGUGCAGCUGCACGUAAAAGAGUCAUUUGGCCCAAAAAAGGCAUUGUGGGGUUCUGUAGUCAUUCUGACUCACUGAUUUCCAGAUCAGAUUUGCACAGUUUGUAAAUUAAAUUGUUAUUGGUAACUGCUAGUCCACAAAAUUCUGCCUAGGCUCAGAGAGGCAAGCUGGUUUCUUUCAACCCCAUGCAUCAUCAUCACUAGUAAUAGAGGCCAAAUGACACCUUAGAAUACACCUGUGCUGCUCCAUUGCUUUCAUAUUACACCCUAACUGCCACCUGUGAAAACCCUUUCAGGACUAAUGGGGCUAUGUACGUAUACCUGAGGGCAUCAUUUGAACACCAUGAGCUCACACAAGUGAAUUUGAUGGCAUAAUUUGAGCUUCAGCUGCCCUAUGGCUAGGUAUGAUGCCCAGGACAAAAGGACUCAGACUGAGUGUUAGGGGCCAGGGCUGGUUAUGUUGUAACUCUGUAAAGUCCACUCCCUGUGCUGGGUUGGAACAGCCCAAGGGCUGCUUUAACUUAUGCUAUCUGCAAAUGGCCCUGAGGGUCCAAAAACAGGCUAUGGAUUGUGGUAAUAUAACCAACACACCUUCUGGGUGUGGUGUUCUGCCCCAUCUAGUGGCACUGGGACCACUUAGAGAGAGAGGGAUUCAUGAGUCUGCUCUACAGCCUUAGCUAGCAGCCAUAGAGCUUUUAGCUCAUGCGGUAGAGGCUCAUGCACUAAGCUCCAGAGGCUCAAGGUUGGCUCCUGCCCGCUGAUGACCAGGGUCUGUUGGCGUUACAGUAGCAUGGGAGCACCCUGGCCAUGUUCCUUUUCCUCCAGCCACUACCUCUCUUCCCUGCUAUGCUGGGAGCACUGAGGGUGAGUGGCAUAAGAGCCCCUACAUAGGUUCUGCUGUACGGGGGACCAUCUUUACUCUGGGUUGAUCUUCCCUGGAUGAUUUUGCCAUUGUAAGGCUAGAUUACCCUGGUCCUGCUCUCAUUGAUUUCCAUACAAGGAACACAGGAGCCCACAAGGCCAAUUGUUGCAAAGUAACUUUCGUUGGUAAAUAAAAGACAUGCUUUGCUGCUAAGUUAUUACAAAAAAAAAAGUGCUAUAGUUUUUCAAAGACUACCUAAUGAACCUUUAUCUGCCUAUAUUGCACCCAAGGAUAGACAGUUACUAAUAGAUAGAGGUUAUUAAUAACAAGCAAGUGACCUGUUCUAUUUGCCUCAGGAUUAUUAUGCAAAAAUAGAUUGCAGUUCUACAACUAUUCUUCAUCCAGGAACUCCACCAGGAGUCCACAGGCAGCCUCGCCUGCAGUCGUGAUCUUUCCACUGCCUUCAUUGAGCAUUGGCUUAGGACCAUAACGAUUUAUAUCACUACUGGGAGAGGGAGUAAGCCACCAACAACAAAGAACACCGCACCCAAUCAUAGAAAGAACUCAAUAUACAUAAAAAAAUUGCUGAUCCUCGUAUAAAAGUGCCAUGAUCCUAUCAUGAUCGACUCAAGCUGCUUCAUAGGAAAUGGUAGCAACAGUUCUCGGCCAGGGAAGCCCAUUACAGGUAGAAAUAAAAAUUGCUAAGGAUUUUAUGUUGGAUACAUAAAAACACUGAGCCAAUUAUAUAUUUUACCUAGCAGGGUUUGCAUGAAAAAAAUUUAUAAGCAUGUUAGAAAAUGGGUCUUUAUAUUUUAUAUUGCAUUUAGUAAUUUCCUUUUGUUCUUUUGCAUAUCCUAUCACUACUGCUUUAAAUGUGUGAUUCAAGAACACACUGAAGUCCAGUCUGUGGGAAACUGACCUGUUGCUAAGGUCACUUGUCAGCAGGGGGUCCCACCAGAAAUAGUGAGAAAACCAGCUUAAACUGCUAGUACAGAGGGGGGGAAAAUUGUUUCCAGCACAAUGGGAGACUGUGAUUGAGUUUUGGGUUUCCUGUCUGUCUCUGGAACUUAAACUUUAUAAUAGUGGCUACUUUGUAUGCCAAUGCUUCCUUUUACUGUUAUUUAAAUGUGGAAUGGGAAUAACUACUAACCAUGAGAAGUGUGAUUCUUUCAUCUACCCUUCCUUUGUUCCAUCUUGUAAACUUUCCUCUUGACUGGUUUAGUAGUUAGAGUGGGGAAUGUGUGCAUCAGGAAUCCUGGGUUCUAUUCCUGGCUCUGCCUGUGUGAUCCUUAGUAAGUCAGAGUUGUGUCAGUUUCCCUGUCUGUGCAAUGGGAUAAUAUGUUCCUACCUCACAGAAGUGUUAUGAGGUGACUGCGUGAAUUUGUUACUGGGAAGUGGUUUGAGAGCUGUGGGUAAAAGGUGCUGUAGAAAUACUAGUAUUAGCAUUGCAGAUGAGUUUACUUGUAACCAGUACUGCAGAUAAGCAUUACUGUCCAUAAUGUCACGAGGUCCCAACUCGAGCCUGCUUUCUCUGUUGCUAAACCCUUCCAUAUGCCCAAACACCUAACUUCCAGCUGCUAAGCCUGCCCACAAUUCCCAGCACUUUGACCCAACUCCCCCCAUUUUUUCCAAUGGUUGACACCGCUACUUCACUUGCGGAAGAGAUUUGAUCCUUCCACCCCCAUCUCCGCCUCCCACUCUUCAGUUGCCAAACUCUCCUGCUACAUCCCAAACAAACAUCCUAACCUGAGCCCUACCCCAAUGUUAUCCCCAACAUACAUCCCCUCACCAAGCAACCCAACUCCCAUUAACCUGACUGAUGCCCCAACCUUGCUGGGUCACUGCAUCACCACCAACUAAGAUGAUCCCACCAACCAGCCUUCUAGUUUCCACACAUCCACCAGUUUGAGAUCUGAAAGCUAAAAGUGCUGUAAUGGCUACACCUCCUCUGGGGCAGCCAAAGAGUGUUAACACAGUGGCUCAAAACUAGCUCCUCUCAAUCAUUUUCAGUAGGGAGGUGUUUUACCCACCCUCCCCUGUAGCUGUUGCCCAGAAAUAACGUGGGCGGGUAUGAAGCAAAAUGCCAUUCCUUCUUACUGCAAUAGACAAUCUCUUUGCCAAUGUGUCCUUCUAACCACUUCGGACAAGGUCUCUUUUUAAGGGUUGCUCCUCAGUGCAGCUGCUAAUGGACCAGAUCCUGAGAAGGGUUGAUUACCUGUAUGUCUGGCUGAAGUCCAUGGGAAUUGUGGGUGCUCAGCACCUCUGUAAAUCUAGCCCGGUAAUUUUUUUCAAUCCAGCAUACUCUUGGCCACUGCAGUGACCAAGUGACUACCCUCAGUAGUUCUCCAGGCUUCAUUUGCUGGGAAGAAUUAAAACUCUGCAUAUAAUACUGAAUGUUAUGUGAUGGAAUAAAACAGACCAGCUGAGGUUCUUCUCACCUGAGAGCCCCAUUUCACAUGACUAGAAAUGUAUAUCCUUUGUUGGCAUAAAAUACCACCUCCUCUUUCAGGGAGGAGCAUCACCACCAAGUGACUAAUUUGAUAUUUCUAAAUAUAGAAGGAGAAGUUCUUAAAGUAUAAAAAUAGGUAGGGUCAGAUCCUCAGUUUGUGUAAAUCACCAAAGCACUACUGAUGUCAAUUAGCUAUUUACUACCUACAUCAUAGUUGUCCAGAAAGAUUCUGGAUCAGUCUAAUAGGAAACUACAUUGAUCUACACCAGCUGAGAAUCUGGCCUGUGGAGCCUGUAUAUCCAGCAAAACCAGUAAUUAUGAGACUGGGAUAAAGCCUUUAUGAUUGGCAACUGCACAGCAGCAAUGAGGAUAGCAGGAAUGCUGCAAAGCCCCAUUGGGUAGCUGGUCAGAGAGCUGCCUGUCUGUGUGACAUUUUUACACCUCUGACAUUUAAGUGAAAAUCCAUCUCCAAGCAUGUUUGUGAUUAAAGUAUUUUUCUGCUUUCUCUGCCAAGAGGUCUUAUUUGUUGAGAUCUGUGUGUGCUGUUGACAUCUUUCCUUAUUCAUUUCCUGUUGGUUCUGUGUAUGAAAAAUAAAUAGGCAGCAAAGGGCCUCCAUGUUUAAUUUUUAUUUUGUCAUGUUUCAGUGUACAGUAGUUUUGAAUCAAUAAAACCUAUGUCAAACUGGA